Rotaria socialis is the source of this 633-nucleotide messenger RNA. The record is from the annotation of a GenBank genome assembly. Lineage: Eukaryota; Metazoa; Rotifera; Eurotatoria; Philodinida; Philodinidae.
AUGACAACAAAUCUCGAACCUGUUCAAACAUUUAAAAUCCUUAUUAUUGGGGAUUCGGGUGUUGGAAAAAGUUCGUUAAUGACUCGAUUUGUUCAUGGUGUUUUCCAUGCUCCGUAUAAUGCGACAAUUGGUGUAGACUUUCAAAUAGCUAUUGUUAAUAGUGGAGAAUUUAAGUGCCGAUUACAAAUAUGGGAUACUGCUGGUCAAGAACGAUUCCGGUCCAUUACAAAUUCUUAUUAUCGAGGUGCCGAUGGGAUUAUUAUUGUUUACGAUGUUACUGAUAGUGAAACUUUCGUCCAUUUAAAAGAUCGUUUUCUCGAAAUACAACAAUUUUGUGAUAGUGAUGUCCCGAAAAUUCUCGUUGGUAAUAAAGAUGAUGAUAAUAAUCAACAAAACAAAUCAGUACUAAGUGAUGAUGCACGAGAGUUUGCUGAAAAACAUAAUCUAUUAUUUUUCGAAAUAUCAGUUAAAAAUAGUAAAAAUGUUGCAGAAGUAUUUAAUGCAAUAGCUAGACUUGCACUUAAAAGACGUCUCGAACAAUCUGGCAGUAUGCCGAGCAAUAUCGAUGUUAAACGAAUUCAGAAAAAUAAAAGUGUUGAUAAUAGUGCAAAUAGAAAAUGUUGCAAUACUUAG